Molecule: messenger RNA, 3252 nt
Organism: Stegostoma tigrinum
Lineage: Eukaryota; Metazoa; Chordata; Chondrichthyes; Orectolobiformes; Stegostomatidae
Product: MAP/microtubule affinity-regulating kinase 4
Exons: 18
Coding region: 595-2910 (771 amino acids)
Biological process (GO): microtubule cytoskeleton organization; intracellular signal transduction; protein phosphorylation
Cellular component (GO): cytoplasm
Molecular function (GO): ATP binding; protein serine/threonine kinase activity; tau-protein kinase activity
Source: RefSeq, a predicted model, not a curated record
UCGCUCGCUCGUUCCAAUCUCUCUCUCUCUCUCUCUCUCUACAUCCACCCAAACCUCUCAACCGAGUUCCCUCUCCCACCUCCAGCGGGGUUUUUGGAGAUUUGUCUUUUUGUCGAGACCCAGAGAGGAAAGGAAAUUAAACAAAAUUGAAGGGAGAAUGCUGGUGACACCGAAGGAAUGGGAAGGUCCCGUGCAGCCGGCGUGGUGCUGAUGUCCCCGGAGUACCCCUGAAAUUGACGCCGCUUUGUCCAUUACACCAGAGGCAGGGAUGCACAGAAAAAGGCUAUUCGUUGCGAUAGCGCCGGCUCUCUCCGCUUUCAAUGGACGGGAGCUACCUUCUGUGAACAAGGGGAGAGUACACUGAAGACACACAGAGAGGGAGGGGGGAGAAAAAGGUUGGGGGGGGGGUGUGGAAAUUGGAAGGUAUCGUUUUCUUUUUCUUUAUUUUUGGCCCCUGAAAAAAGACAAGACCCAGAAGGGAGAUAUAAUUGAAGCGGUGGCCGAGGAGCAAUUCCACACCCCACCCUCCCACUCGAAUGAAUAUUGAUGUGUUUUUCUGCCUCUGGGAGGGGGCUUUGAACUGUCGUCGGAACCAUGUCCUCUCGAUUAACACUACCCUCUCCAAAUGAACGCAGUUUGGAACAUCAUUCCUCGCACAUGGAGAACCGCUCCGAGAGGGGGUCCACGUGGUCUAGCCGGUCCCUGGGGGCGCGCUGUCGGAAUUCCAUCGCCUCCUGCACCGACGAACAGCCCCACAUCGGGAAUUACCGGCUGCUCCGGACCAUCGGAAAAGGGAACUUUGCCAAAGUGAAGCUAGCAAGGCACAUCCUGACCAGCCGCGAGGUGGCAAUAAAAAUCAUCGACAAAACCCAACUGAACCCAACCAGUUUGCAGAAGCUUUUCAGGGAGGUGCGCAUAAUGAAGUGUUUGAACCACCCGAAUAUCGUGAAGUUAUUCGAGGUGAUAGAGACAGAGAAAACCCUCUACUUGAUCAUGGAAUAUGCAAGUGGAGGUGAAGUAUUUGACUACCUCGUGUCACAUGGGAGGAUGAAGGAGAAGGAGGCCAGAGCCAAAUUCCGCCAGAUUGUGUCUGCUGUGCAGUACUGUCACCAGAGGAACAUUGUCCACCGGGAUCUAAAGGCGGAGAACCUCCUAUUGGAUGGUGACUGCAACAUAAAAAUCGCUGAUUUCGGCUUCAGCAACGAGUUCCAGUUCGGGAACAAGUUGGACACUUUCUGUGGGAGCCCCCCGUACGCUGCGCCCGAACUCUUCCAGGGCAAGAAGUACGACGGGCCCGAGGUGGACAUCUGGAGUCUUGGGGUCAUCCUGUACACACUGGUCAGUGGUUCGCUGCCCUUCGAUGGCCAGAAUCUGAAGGAGCUGAGGGAACGAGUCUUGAGGGGGAAAUACCGUGUGCCCUUUUACAUGUCGACAGACUGUGAAAACAUCCUGAAACGCUUCCUGGUCCUCAACCCAGCCAAGCGAGGAACUCUGGAGCAAAUCAUGAAGGACAAGUGGAUAAAUGUUGGGUGUGACGGUGAGGAACUUCGACCUUACGUGGAACCAGAGCAGGACCUGGGGGACAACAAACGCAUAGAAGUGAUGAUCGGAAUGGGAUACACGAGGGAAGAGAUCAAAGAGGCUCUGACGAGGCACGUGUACAACGAUGUCACUGGUACUUACCUCCUGUUAGGCAGGAACAAGAGUGAGAUGGAUGGCAGUGACUCCCAUUCAGGCAGCAGCCUCUCGUUGGCCAAGGUGCGGCCUAGCAAUGAGCUGAACACCAGCACUGUGAGCCAGACCUCGACGCACAGCAGGAGCCAACGCAGUUCGUCCACCUAUCACCGGCAGCGCCGACACAGCGACUUCAGUGGACCAGCCGCCCUCCCCUCUCACACCAAGCGGAGCCAGACGAGUGCGGCUGCAGCUGCGGCAGUCGACAGCGAGCUGAAGGAGGAGCGCACUCCAUCGCGGAAGGGGACAUCCAGCGGCAGGGCCGGAGUCCCCCCGUCCAGCCCCAUGGUCAGCAAUGCCAACAACCCCAACAAGGCCGAGAUCCCCGACCGCAGGAAGGUGACCGGCCCCGCCAAUAACAAUAUUCCAGCCAGUGCCAUGAGCAGGAGGAACACGUACGUUUGCACUGACAGGACUCCCAACGACAGGCAGUCGCUCCUUCAGAAUGGGAAGGAGAACAGCUCAGCGAUGACCCGCGCCACUCCGGCCUCGCCCUCCACCCACAGUAUCGCCGCCUCCACGGACCGUACCCGCUUCCCGAGGGGCACCUCCAGCCGCAGCACCUUCCACGGGGGGCAGCUGAGGGACCGGAGGGGGGUGGCACAGAACGGCGGCUCCCCCACGUCGCCGACCCUCUCCCCCGACGCCACGCCUUUGCCCCAGACCCGAAGUCGAGCCUCGUCCAACCUCUUCUCCAAACUCACCUCAAAGUUGACCAGAAGGGUCACUAUUGACCCAUCAAAACGGCAGAGUGCCAACAAAAGUGUGCCAGGGAAUCUUCUCCCACAGGGACCCAAGAGUGUUAACGAACCUGAGAGAAACUGGAGACCUGAGGUCACAAGUUGCAAUGUAUCUUGGAAUCAAAAAGAAACAAAACCCAGGUCGAUCAGACUUACCUGGAAUAUAAAGAUCAUCAGCUCGCGGGACCCGGGCGAAAUGAUCGAUGUUAUCUGUAAGGUCCUCGUGAAGAAUGGCUGUAUCUACCAGCAACAUGAACCUUUCCUCUUGGCUUGUACCCACGGCCGUGAGACCACCGAAAACUAUGUCCAGUGGGAGAUUGAGGUGUGCCGACUACCCAAUCUCUCUGUGAACGGAGUGCGCUUCAGGAGGAUAUCAGGAACAUUUCUGUCCUUCAGGAACAUUGUGACCAAAAUCACCAGUGAAUUAAAGCUUUAGGCCAGAGACAGGGCGACCCACCCCCAGCCCAGCAUCCAGCGAGGGCCAAUCUCCAUGUUCCGUCUCUGUCUUCACACACACACCACCCCCACCCCCCGCCAAACGCACCAACACCUUUCUCUUUAACCCCAUGGCUCACAGCGGAGAACGCGACGUUCCUGUCUCUGCGAGCCUGGGCGGCAGCUUCCUGGAUUGUGGAGCCCACCAUCAUUCCCACGGCCCCCCAGCCCCACCACUCCCCCACCCCCACCACACCAUCUGGGGCAGGACGGGCGCCGCCAGCAAUUUCGGGAAUCUGUUUGGUUUGUGACCUUCCCGGGGGCGGGGAGGGAGGAAACGGGA